UUAAUUUACAAUAAAUUUAUAUCAAAUUUAACAUUGGAAUUCAUGUUGGAUUUUCUGAUGUAGAGCAUAGUACAGUUUUUUAUAAAUACGUGUUUUCUAUAAAAGAAUGUCGUGUGGUGUUAAAGCGUGUAAAACUAACAGAAUAUUAAAUCUAUAUGGUAUUAAUUUAUUUUUAGUAGAUUUUUAGUAUUUUUAGGUAGAUGGCUUAAAUAAAAGUUCAAUAUAAACAAAUAAAGGUGGAAAUUAUUAAAUAUGCUGUUUACUUAUUUUUUCUAACCUGAAAAUCUAAUUUUGCUUCUCCAGAGUCACUUGUAAUUCACAACGACAACCUAUUCAAUAGCAUCUACCUACCAGGUACAGCCAUAAAUAACAAAACGAUUCGUACGUCAAAAGUUUUGACUCAAAACAUUAUUGCAAAUCGAUUGUCAAAACUUACUUGCUUACUUCACAUGUAUUUUCGAUACUAUUUUCACGUCAUACGGACGCAUCGACAAUCAGCGCUGCUGGUAAUGAAAAAAAAGACUUAAUUUGUGCAAUUUAGUGGACAGGUUUUGUCAAUUUUCCCUAUUAAGUUCGGGCUCCUUAUGUAGGCUCCAUGGCUUGAACAAAAUUUAAGAAGAAGAAGUAAUGUUUGUUAGGUUGGCAAUUAACCUUAUAUUUUUAGGCUGUCAUUUUUCUGUCAAAAUAGUAAACAAACGUGAGAAUUUUUGCGGUGAUAUUUGGAUCAAUUUAUUUUAAUCGAAAUGUCCGAUGAAGAUGAAGUUCAGUUUGUGAAAAAGCAAAAAACUAUUCAUUACGGUUCUUUGGAAGAUUCGGAAAGAGUUAGGUUAGAAGCCGAGGACGAUAAUAGUAACGAUAAUGUUCCAAUUCAAACACAAAAUGCAGAAACAAGCGAGUAUAUGGAACUCGAAGAUGCAAUGUCUAGGGAUAAACAAGCUUUACUGGAGGAAUUUGAAAGACGAAGAAAAGCUAGGUCUAUUAAUGUUUCAACAGAUGAUGCAGAAGUAAAAAGAAAUCUCAGGCAUAUAGGUGAACCCAUAUGCCUAUUUGGAGAAGGACCUGCUGAUCGCCGAAGUAGAUUAAGAGAAAUUCUUAGCAAAACUGGUGAAGAUGCGGUGAUCAGAAGAGAGGCAGAAGAGGAAAAGAGGCUCUUUGAAAAAGACCAAGAACAAACUUGGUAUCAUGAAGGUCCAGAAAGUCUUAGAACAGCAAGGUUAUGGAUUGCACAUUAUUCUUUGCCAAGAGUAAAGGAACGUUUGGAGGAAGCCAGGCGGCUGUCGGAUUUACCAACUGCAACUAAAACAGCAAAAAUGCAAGAGCUACAAAAGAAGUUGCAAAAUAUGUCAAUUUACUCAAGUCAAAUUGGGGAUACAAGGCCAAUUUCAUAUUGUCAGUUUAGUCCAAACUCAAAGUUUUUAGUAACUGCUUCAUGGACUGGGUUAUGUAAGUUAUGGUCGGUACCUGAUUGUGAACUAAAACAAACUCUAAAAGGUCAUACAUGUAAUGUAAGUUCGAUUAUUUUUCAUCCCAAGGCAACAAUUAGCCAAGAAGACAAUAUUUGCAAUAUGGCUUCCUGUGCUUCAGAUGGUUCAGUAAAAUUAUGGGAUUUUAAAAGUGAGGAACCUAUAGCUGACAUUGAGGGCCAUAUGCCUCACAGGGUGUCCCGAUUAGGAUUCCACCCAUCUGGACGGUUUCUUGGGACAUGUUGUUUUGACAACUCUUGGAGGCUUUGGGAUUUACAGCAAUGCACAGAGGUGUUGCAUCAGGAGGGGCAUGUUAAACCAGUUUACUGCAUUUCCUUUCAAGUCGAUGGGUCUGUUUGUGCCACUGGUGGUUUGGAUUCGUUUGGGCGUGUUUGGGAUUUAAGGACAGGAAGAUGCAUCAUGUUCAUGGAGGGUCAUCUUAAAGCGAUUUUCGGUAUUGAUUUCUCACCAAACGGCUACCACAUUGCGACCGGAAGCGAAGAUAACACAUGCAAAAUAUGGGAUCUGCGGAAAAGAUCGGUGCUUUACACGAUUCCCGCUCAUACAAAUCUCAUAUCCGAAGUGAAGUUCCAGAAAGAAAGCGGCAACUUUUUGGUCACCUCCUCCUAUGACAACACUGUAAAGCUGUGGACCACCAGGACUUGGCAACCCUUAAAAACGUUAUCGGGGCACGACGGUAAAAUUAUGUCUGUUGACAUUUCGCCUGACAAUCAAUUUGUUGCGACCGCAUCGUAUGAUAGGACAUUUAAAUUUUGGACGCCAGAAUUAAAUUAAGGUUUUUAUUGUUUUUUAAUGAAUAAAAUAAGUAUCACAUUAAUUUGAAGUUAUGUUUCUCAUUUGUCGUACAGCAGCCACAUAUCUUGCUGAACAUCCCACACUUUGCGCCUGGUAUUGGUCGGAAGGUAUUUUUAAUAAUACAGCCAAUUGUUGAAGGUUUUCUGAUACUGAAAAACCCAAGUCCUUCAAAACAUUAUUUAAGUAACC
This is a messenger RNA of Brassicogethes aeneus, 2468 nucleotides long. NCBI's taxonomy places the organism in Eukaryota, Metazoa, Arthropoda, Insecta, Coleoptera, Nitidulidae. The record is from the annotation of a GenBank genome assembly.